AUGCAACAUCCUCCACCCGAUCCUCCAUGCGAGGUUGAUCAAGCCAUAGGAUAUUUAGAAUAUUCUCGUUUUGUUAUAGCUGCAGAGCUGCAUGGUAACAUAAGAUUUGUCAAAGACCCACAAAAACUAUCAAUUGGAACAGGAGUAUUAAUCUACCACCGAUGCGAAUACGAAGGCUGCCCAGCAGGCUUUAAAUUUAUUAAAAAUUUCGACAAUUACAUUUUUAAAUCUGCAAACUUAACUCAUAUUCACUCAGGACCACCACCACAACAUAAAAAUACACCUACAAGUGGUACUUACCGUGCUUGGAUUAAAAAAUUUCUCAUGAAUCACGGAAGUCCACUUAAUGCAACACAAGAAGUCAACAAAACGCUUGAAAUACCUAAAGAUCAUACUUGUAUUCACAUGACUAUGAAACAAACUGCAAUCAAUCAAUUGAAAUAUUAUUUACAACAAAAAGAUCUUAUGUGA
Molecule: messenger RNA, 471 nt
Organism: Trichomonas vaginalis G3
Lineage: Eukaryota; Parabasalia; Trichomonadida; Trichomonadidae
Exons: 1
Coding region: 1-471 (156 amino acids)
Source: RefSeq, a predicted model, not a curated record